AUGACCAACCUGUCCGUGCCUAUCGAGGAUCCCAUCAGAACGAUCCAAAUUCUCAACUGGGCUAGAUGGGGCGCUGCUCAGAAAGGGGAGCACUCUGGAGCGCCCAUCGCCGGCCGUGAAGACACUAACAGCAGCUGCACGGAUAUACCGGUGUCGAUUGGGUCUUUGCCCUCUGCGGAAAGGCGACGACAGCCGCGGUGUCGCAUUGGAGCGAGCCUGACGAAUAAGCAUGCCAUGUCUAAAUGGGCGACGUUCAACGAACGUUGGGUGGACGGGUUGCAGCCCGCGCCAUUGAUCUAUUGUACAAAAAGGCAACGUCCAGGCCGUGGCGCCAAUUGCGACAAGACUGCUACGACAUGUGUCUCUCCACCGGGCCCGAAACUUGAGUGUUUAGAAGCACAGCGAGGCCAGGUACGGGGAAAGGGUCUCGGAAAGCAAGACAACAUCUCAUCAUCGGCACUCCUUACUGUCAGGCACAGGACUACGGGAGCCACUGGGGGCUUACGGGCUGGAGAGGCAUCUGACACUAGUCAUGAUACCGGUGACCUGUUCGCUCCAAUUCUCUCUGUAAAGUUGCCUUGGGUCUAUGAGUCCAUGAUCGCUGCUACGUGCUUGACGGGAUGGAGAUAUGAGACUCCCGAAGUGAAGCCAGCCGUUGGGCAUCCGAUAAUACGAAAUACCGAGAGCGGGAAAGUCCCUUCCCGAGCUCUUUCCCCCCCAUCCGUGACAUCAUCCCUUCUCGCUACCGCCGUAGGUACUGCAAACCUCGUGUCUCCGCCAGUGCCCGGACGUGGCCCCAACUCUCGAUCCCCAAUCAAACCAAUUGGGACCAACUUGCUAGGCGCUCCCAACUUCUUGCCCGUUCUUGCCUGUUCCUGUCAUCAGGUCCCACCCGGUCUCGAAGCCACUCCCCAGUCCAGAAAUGGGAAUGCGUGCAACUUGCAAGUCGCCAGUGCGAGCAAUGUCUGCACUAAGCAGGGUUCUGGGAGCAAUUUCUCUGUUUCCUACCGCUGCAUCUCUUACCACUCAUUCUUUCUCGUCCCAUUCAUGAUUCCCCCAUUGGCACUGACAUUCACCAUUCACCAUUCACCGCUCGCCUUAUCGCUCCGGCCUCCGGUACCUGACGGGCGUCCUCUCCCGCGUGAACCUCCCCUCCCAAUUCUGCGCAAUCCAUUCACAAACCAAGAGGGGUCACCAGGUACCAUACCUGUCUUGGCUUUUCCACUGCCAGGUUCAGCCCAGUCGUCACACCCUGUCAGUCGAUCUUCGCAUAAGAUGCAAAUCUUCCCUACCGGGAGAUAUCCCAUCUCGCACAUCAUUGACAACGCAUCUAGCUCGCCCCGAAUUCUGACUCUUCGCUAUCCCCAUCUCGGCAUCUUUCCCACCUCAAAUGCAACAGAGUUUUCGUCAUUCUCUGACUACUCUUUUGUCUUCUUGUUCCUCAUUCUCGUGCGUUUCCCGGCCCGGGCGCAACUGCCAGCUCACACCCGUUGGAAGUUUGAUGGGACUCUCAUCUGUCCGUUUCAAUGCACAAACGCAAACGUUCGCAGCGGACCACAACCCGCGCGCCGCUGCAUCGCACUACUGUACUCCGUACGGCUGCGUUCCUCUCCAUCAUUUCCCUCUCAUAGACUGUCACUCUCAUUCUGGUACCCCCGGAGCGUGUAUCCCUACCUGCUCGAUAUUAAUAGCGCUGCUUUUGAUAUACCCGCUCAAAGUGCCGGCCGUUCUCCCAUUCUCAUUCCCAUUUCAUCUCUGAUUCAUCCAUUCUCCGUACCAGAGGAGAGGACCACCACCGCAUAUGCCAACCUACGGCCUGCGACCUGCCUGCUCUACCUUACCUUAUCAUCUCCAAGCAAACUUGUCUUUCCAACCCCAGCUUCAUCCCCCAUGAAAAUCAAGGCAGCCGAGGAAAGCUUUGGGCGCAUUUCAGCUCACGCGCACUGUCGCCGUCCGUCCGUUUACCGAUCCCACGUUGAGUCUGUGAUCCUCAGCACCCUAGAAAGAAGCAUUGACGACCAAAAGUUGGCCGACUCUAGAUGCCCAAUUGCCGCCAGCAAUGCCUUCAUUCCGGUCUUCCCAACAAUGGACAACGCAUUUGCCAUCUCAUUUGCUUUUUUCAACAUGGCCCAUCCCUGGUUUGGAAAACGGGGCCCCCGUCCCAUUCACGAAAAAGCAAGCAUGAAGCAUAGGCCAACGUCCGAUCUCCGGCCCAUCAUCCAGGACAUUUCAGGCCAUUCAUCGCAUUCUAAUUCCUCCCUCACAUUCAAGCCGUGUCGUAAGACGCAGAAAUAUCCCAUCCCGCUUCCUUCGAGAGCAUUCGGCGUUCUUUUACAAAGCGCCACCCCGGAGCCCAAUCGGCCCUCACAAACUGUAACACACAGACUCGGAGGACCGAGACACACGAUCUUCCCGAGUCUCAACAGCACACCAAGUCUGCCCGUUUUCACCCCUAAUCCUUCCAUGGUCGGUAGCUCUAAACCGGGGUUCAUCUUGUAUUCCACCUCACGAGCACCUCAUCCCCUGGGUCCGGGGCCCAACGAGAAAGAUAUCCCCAAAGGCCAGAAACUCUGCAGAGCACGUCGCUCUCUCUCUCCCGAGUCCCCGGCAUGUCCUGCAAAAGACUCUACCUCCGACGACCGACGUGGACUCACCAUCUCGCCUUUACAGCUGGUGAGCUGCUCGCUCUGCCACGGGGCGAAAGUGACUUGCAGAUCCCAAGAAACGUCCAACCCUCAAAUGUGGAUCCACCCCCUCCUUCUUCAUGUCGUUCCUGUCCCAAGCUUCCUAGCCGAGUGCAACCGUAUUUCAACCUUGAACGUUGAACUAGCCCUCGCGCCUACAUUAGUCUCUACAACUAGGAACCCGAUCCAAAAAGCAGCCCGCUCCCGAGAAAUCCGGGUCAGAGAGAGGGGGCACCUUGGUGAUCUUGUAAAGCGAGAUAUCGCAGCUUACGCCACCUUGGCCACCCUCGUUCCCCCCCCAUUCAGCGCCGCAUCAGGAACUAUCAGACGAAAGGACCUGAAUAGGAGACCUAACUGCAGGAUCGUGGUAUUUACAUUGAUUGCUACAUGGCUCCCUUUCACCAUUCUAGUAGAUCUUCACAUUGUCCUGCCCGUCAUGGGCCGAAAGAUGCGUGACCUUGACUUAGCUCAAGCUCCAGAAAUCCCCAUCAAGGGUUUCUCGAAGAAGAAGAAAAAAAACGCAAGACAUACCAGAACCCUCUCUUGGCUCCCUCAUCCUCAUAGCCUUACUCUACCUGCCAACAUGACUCCAGACUUGCCAUCCACCCUCCUCACCUCGAAGAUCAACUACAACAGGAGGUAUACCCCCAAGCCAAAAACUCAAAACCUAUUCGACUCAGACACGGCACAAACACCUUCACACCACCACAAUGACGCCAUCACCGCCCGCACCGGCCUGACCUUGCGCUUCUCUCCCUGCGUAGACUGA
Colletotrichum lupini is the source of this 3453-nucleotide messenger RNA. RefSeq lists its product as uncharacterized. Gene Ontology annotation, molecular function: heme binding; electron transfer activity. The record is from RefSeq and is a predicted model, not a curated record. Bases 1 to 3453 code for a protein of 1150 amino acids. Lineage: Eukaryota; Fungi; Ascomycota; Sordariomycetes; Glomerellales; Glomerellaceae. The transcript is spliced from 26 exons.